[Candida] anglica is the source of this 2492-nucleotide messenger RNA. The record is from the annotation of a GenBank genome assembly. Lineage: Eukaryota; Fungi; Ascomycota; Pichiomycetes; Serinales; Debaryomycetaceae.
GGGGAGAUGAUGUGGCUUUUCCAUCUGUACCCAAUGUGGAUCUCUCAGUACAACGACGGUAGGACACAGUAUGUGGGUAUUCUGUAUAUACUAACAUCUGCAUUCCUUUUAACCAUCCUAGGGCUGUGUGGGGUUGCCAAUGCACAAGUUGGCAAUCCAGAUCCAAUCUCGAAAGAAGGUGUUCGACAACUUAGAAAUGCCACUCGAGAUCUUUUUGGACAUGCUUGGGAUUCAUACAUGAAGUAUGGAUUCCCUGCAGAUGAGGUUACACCUUUGACGUGUCAACCACAUGGACCGGACUAUAUCAAUAUAGAGAAUACUGUUAGAAAUGAUGCUAUGGGAAAUACUUCAUCAACAGUACUUGAUAAUUUGGAUACUCUCAUAAUCAUGGAAAGGUGGAAUGAUUUGGAAGUGGUGUUACAAUAUUUACACGACGAACAGGAACAACUCUUUGAACAAGACACGAUAGUACAAGUGUUUGAACAAACAAUUAGAUCAUUGGGUGGUUUGAUGUCAUCUCAUUUACUUUUAGAUUUAUUAUCUAAACAAGAAAGAUAUUCCAAUAUACCUUGCGUUACAAAUUAUGACGGGUUUCUAUUGUCCUUGGCCCAAGACUUAGGAUCUAGGCUCCUUCCAGCGUUCAAGACAUCUACUGAACUCCCAGUGCCGAGAAUAAAUCUUGCUAAGGGAGUGAGAGCAGUGCCAGCAAGAAUGCAAUUAGAGACAAACACCGCUGGUGCUGGUUCCCCCGUGUUGGAGUUUACUCUUUUGUCGAAACUUACAGGAGACCCUUCCUUUGAGAAGUAUGCAAAGGCUGCAUUUUAUAAGAUUUGGAGACUGAGACUGACGCUAGACUUAAUGCCCAUGAGCCUUGAUCCUAUAGAAUCUAAAUGGUUUGAAACUCAUACUGGAAUUGGAGCAUCGAUUGACUCAUUCUACGAAUAUGCCGCUAAGCUGGCAAUCAUCUUUGAUGAUGAAAACAUGUGGAAAGUCUUCACUACUCUGUACCGAGCAUUGAGAACACAUCUGAGGCUGCAUUGGACUGGAAUGUUGUUUGGUAACGUGGGAGUGGCAGAUGGACAAUUGUUUGUUCAUUGGAUUGAUCUGUUGGGGGCCUUUUGGACUGGACUUCAAGUGUUAACAGGGCAAGUCAGUGAUGCAAUUAAGACUCAUUUAAUGUAUUGGAAAGUGUGGAAUGCUUACGAUCUGAUUCCUGAAAGAGUAAAUAUAUUUGGACAUGAAAUGUUACAAUUGCAAUAUGUUACACUGUCAACAGCGUUGGGUAUCACUUUAGAAUGGUAUCCACUUAGACCUGAAUUCAUUGAAUCAACCUAUUAUUUAUAUAGGGCCACCAGAGACCCCAUCUACUUGCAAAUUGGGGCACGUAUUUUGGAAUUAUUACAGACAAAAUUUAAAACCAAAUGUGGCUUUAGGGGAUUCCAAGAUGUACGAACUGGAGAAAUGCAAGAUAGAAUGGAAACAUUUGUUUUAAGUGAAACUUUAAAGUAUUUAUAUUUGUUAUUUGAUGAAGAAGAUCGAUGUUUCUUGCAUGAUAAUGAGGUGAUGAAGGGAAAGAGUUGGGUAUUUUCCACCGAAGCUCAUCCGGUAUGGAAUCCAUCCCCUCUGAAUAACGAUAUGGGGCAAGACAAUUCUUAUCUUACAGAUACUUCUCAACUUAGUUCAAAUUCAUUUUUGGUUCAUUCUUCACCCAAUGAACCAGUUCAACUCGUUAAAUAUACUAUGAAAGAACAAAAGAAUAUUUUGAAACGAGACCCGUUUGAAAUUAAGUUUUCAACUUGUGAAGUCAACCCUUUUCCAUCAGUUCCAUUUAUGUCAUCUGCAUAUUAUCGUAUGAACGAUUUAUUCCAAGCGGAACACCUAUUCCAAUAUUUCUUACUAAGACCAGAAUGUAUGGGUGAAAGAAGUGAUUUCGAAUUGACAUCAAGUUUUUAUGAACGUUAUUCCUUAGUGCAACCAAACCAUGGUUUAUUGCUUCAAUGUGCAAGGAAAGUGACUACCUCGUUUGUGGAUAUGUUUUCUGGCGAAAUGAUGUUUGUUCCAAAAACUGAAGUGACUGAAUUUGCAGUAAUUGGAGCUAAAAAUAUCGAUGAAGAUUAUACGCUACAUACGCAUGAUCUCUGGAUCCCCAAUCUUGCAAAUGCUAGAAUUCGAUUUGAAAAACUUCAACCACUGAAUGUUGAUACAAGAAACCAAGAUAUUACGCCUGAAUAUAUAGAGUACUUCAUGACAAGAGGAGAUAUAUUCCAAAUAAAGAAUAAUACAAGGGUAUUGACCGAAAAUGCAUCACCAAAUCUGGAUACAAUUUUCCGGAUAUUACAAAUUAAUGGGGUGGAUGUUGCACCAGGGGUUAAAGUAUGGACACUGCCGUAUGUUGGAGAUGUAUGUCUGUUUGCAAAUCCAGACAUUGUCUUAUUUGGUGAUUAUAUAGUGGAGAACCUACAUGCAUGGUGGUAAGUGUAGGUAUAUAGAAG